GGGAGCGUGUGGGAGAGGCGCACAGAUUCUGUCUAACGGAGAAGGAAACGGGCGAAAAACAUGACUCACAAUCGCCCCGGAGAAGGUUUCCACCUUGAAGGAAUAAAACUAUUUUUCCCGUUCUGAGAAGGACGAGUAUACGAGGACAGUAAGUGCGAGAGAAGAAAGCGGAAGCAGACUGACGAGUGGGCCCGUCAAGAAGCGAAAGGCAGCAAGCUCAGGAACUCUGGAAUUGGUUUCUUUUGUUUACUCCGAGGCGACUCUGAAGUUUUGGCUUGUUGCAGUUCAGUCGCUGUUUGCGAUAUUACUAGCGAGUAAUUACCUCAGAGACUCGACCUCUUCCUGGACCGUGUUAUUGUGCCGGUGUUUCGGAGUGUAACGCGGCCCGUCGUCGGCUUUUGUCUAACGCGGGGAACAUUCGGCCCCAGCGCACAGACCCUGGAGCUAUACUGCCUCUCGAUAUUUCCUCCGCUUCUGAACCGGAGCUGAAAGAGUUCCUCGGCUGAGGUGAAGUGUUCCCGUGCUGGUGGUUCGUCACUUUGCGCCAGCCGGCGGUCCCGUUGACUCGUGAAUGCUCAAGUACAGUUAGAGUAACUUUGUGUGGAGCUACACACCUCUGAAGCAACAAGGCGCAUUGGAUUGCGCAAAAAAGUGCUUCUUGUUAAGGCUGAGUGUAUACUAAUAUUGUUUGGCUAAUAAAAGGGCGCCUUUUUAGCCUGACAGAGGGCAGCCACCUCUUGCUGUAGGCUUUGAAGGGAAACGGCACAGGACUCCGUGGAGCUCAGGCUGAAUAUACUGUGUGACUUUCUCGGUGCAGGCUGUUUGUGUCACUGGAUUAGUCUGAGUGAUCACAUCACUCUGUGCUGUCCUACUCUGUCUGGCAACGAGUCCCCCAGAAAGCACCAGUAAUUGGGGCUAUUUUUAGUGUCAGGGAUGGGGUAAAAGCAGGCAGCUGGAAACCCAACUCCCCUCCAUCUCCUUCUCUUCCAUCCCAUCUAUCAUCCUACCUCGCUCGUCCACCUGGCAGUAUGCUUGGCGAGCCUGGUUAGCACAGGUUCCACUUACAGCUAGUUGAGGUGGCUUAUAAGUAGUCUGGAAAAACAGCAACAACUGGACAUACUCUGCUGCAUAAUAAUAAUAAUAAAAAAAAAGAUGUGCUUGAAUCAUACUGACCAUGUAGUCUAAGGAACCUAGCAAAACUAGCAGUCCUGUGCUCCACUAGUCAAAUCUGCAGCGGACACAAAGCCCGUUCUGGAUUGCUCCUGAAAUGGCUGAAGAACUAGCUACUUACUUUUGGUUUAUUCUGGCCAGGACUUACUGAACGUAUCAAAGAGACUCUAUGCCUUUAUCCCUGGGACGUUUGGCCUCAACGCGUAAUCGCAGUAGACACUAGAUUCGAUAAAACGCUUGCUUUUGACUACCUGAAAGAUCAGUCACCAGCGACCUGGAGUGAUAUACACCUCCAGCGCACAGAAAGAAUGCAUGAAACUGCCAAAACCAACCUAACGAAAAACUGACCUGACUAACCAAAUAUUCUUUCCCUUCCACUCACAUGUCUGCAGAGAGACAGAAUAUAUAUCUAUAUGUACCAUGAGAGAUCUAUAUAUAGUGUAACACCACAAAAGACAGAAAUUACAUCCUUUAUAUUUUUACUUCCGAGAGACAAGCUGCCUGUACACCAUUUGGUUGCCUUAGAAACCACAGUCACAAAAGAUUAAAAAAACAUUUUUUUUAAAAACAAGCCAGAGAAGACGGUGCCUUUUGAUUGGUUGGUUGGUUGGUUUCCCACCACGUCAAGAUUCCUUUUUUAGUUGGAUGUAAACUUUUGAAGCAAACUCUGGGAUUGAUGACAGUUACCUGACCCGCACGAGUUCUGCUCGUCUGUCACAGCUUUUUGAUUGACACUGUUUCCCUGCUGCAUUGGACAUUUCCAAGCAUUUCCAUGGUUGUCACGUCAUCAUCUGUGGAAGACCAGACUGUGCCCACUUGCAGGAUGGUCCAGUCAGAACCUUGGAUCGCCUCAGCCCUGCUCCGCAAGAACAAGAGUGUAAGCAGCUCAGGAUGUCCGCCCACCUCCUCCUCCUCCUCCUCCUCCUCCUCCUCCUCCUCCACUGCCCAGGGCUUCUCCCUCGCUGAGCCAGCCAUGACCAGCCAGCACUCACAUACACACCCCUCCUUCAGCUCCAUCCACUCCAUGGCCGAGCAGCAGCAGGUGCUGUCUGAUAUGACCAUACUCCAGCGGAGAAUUCCCCCUAGUUUCAGAGACCCUGCCAGCGCUCCAUUGAGAAAACUCUCUGUUGACCUCAUCAAAACUUAUAAGCACAUCAAUGAGGUGUACUAUACUAAGAAGAAGCGGCGGGCCCAGCAGGUCCCUCCUGAGGACAGCAGCACGAAGAAGGAGAGAAAAAUCUAUAACGAUGGCUAUGACGAUGACAAUUAUGACUACAUUGUGAAAAAUGGAGAAAAGUGGCUGGACCGCUAUGAGAUAGACUCACUGAUUGGGAAAGGCUCUUUCGGACAGGUGGUAAAGGCCUACGACCACCAUGAGCAGGAGUGGGUUGCCAUUAAGAUCAUUAAGAACAAAAAGGCAUUUUUGAACCAGGCACAGAUAGAACUACGCCUGCUGGAGCUCAUGAACAAGCAUGACACUGAGAUGAAAUAUUACAUAGUCCACCUGAAGCGUCACUUUAUGUUUAGGAACCAUCUCUGUUUGGUGUUUGAGUUGUUGAGCUACAACCUGUACGAUCUGCUGAGGAACACCAAUUUCAGAGGAGUUUCCCUCAACCUCACCAGGAAAUUUGCACAGCAGCUCUGUACAGCACUAUUAUUCCUGGCCACUCCGGAGCUGUCAAUCAUCCACUGCGACCUGAAACCAGAGAACAUACUGCUGUGUAACCCCAAGAGAUCAGCCAUCAAAAUAGUCGAUUUUGGAUCCUCCUGCCAGCUUGGACAGAGAAUCUAUCAGUACAUCCAGAGCAGGUUUUACCGCUCUCCCGAGGUUCUGUUGGGAAUGCCGUAUGACCUGGCUAUCGACAUGUGGUCUCUGGGAUGCAUCCUUGUGGAGAUGCACACAGGGGAGCCUCUCUUCAGCGGCUCCAAUGAGGUUGACCAGAUGAAUAAAAUUGUGGAGGUUCUGGGAGUUCCACCCAGCCACAUGCUGGAUGCAGCUCCUAAAGCCAGGAAGUAUUUUGACAAGCUGUCAGAUGGUCUGUGGACGGUGAAGAAGAACAAGGAUGUCAAGAAGGAGUAUAAGCCCCCAGCCACACGGCGUCUACAUGAGAUUUUGGGUGUUGAGACUGGGGGUCCAGGGGGCCGGCGGGCAGGAGAACCAGGACACGCCCCUUGUGACUACCUAAAGUUUAAAGACCUGAUCCUGCGCAUGCUGGACUACGACCCUAAAAGCCGCAUCACGCCAUUCUAUGCCCUGCAGCACAAUUUCUUCAAGAAAACAACAGAUGAAGGAACCAAUACUAGUUCAUCUACAUCCACCUCUCCUGCCAUGGACCACUCUCAUUCUGCCUCCACUACUAGCUCUGUUUCUAGCUCUGGUGGCUCCAGUGGUUCUUCCAAUGACAACCGCAACUACCGCUACAGUAAUCGUUACUACAACUCUGCUGUUACACAUUCAGACUAUGAGAUGACCAGCCCUCAGGCUCCCUCACAGCAGCAGAUGAGAAUGUGGCCAGGCAGUGAUGGCGGAGGUGGGGGUCAGGAUCCAGGAUACACCCAGUUGCUGCUCCAUAAGCCAGCUGCCUCCCAACAACACCAGCGCCACUUCUUGGACCCGCCCCACCACCCACACCCAACUUACUCCCACCAUGGGAAUGGUGGCCGUGGCCUGAGGCAGGGUGGACAGACAGGCAUCGGCGGAGGGGGGGGCCCACAGGGAUCCUCGCCCCAGAUGAGUGACAGCAUGGAUGUGAGUGUAUCCCUGGGGCUGCACCACCUGGGGGCGGUGUCUUCCAUGGAGGCCUCUCAGUUUGGCUCUGCAUCUCUGCCCCUUGCUCUGCCAAUCGGACUGUCUGCCUUCCGGACUCGGACGGCUCCCACCGCCCCAGGGCCACAAGCCCAGCCCCCUGAAGACUACUACCCUGCCUCCAACAACAAUAACCCCACUGGGGGAGGCAGAGGGAGGCCGGACUCAGACGAGGGGCCAGCCAACUCUUGAUAAAACCUGAACCAUGCCCUAAAGCCAUACAAUUUUAACUACAACUACUACAACUACACACAUACAGCCAGAGUUCAGAGACAAAGAGGUGAACUUUGUGCUGAAGGAGACUUUGUACUGCAUGAGAGGAGGAGGAAGAAGGAGGAGGAUGCUGGGAAAACUCCUUUUUCCUGUUUUAGUUUGUCUUUGUCGCGCCUGUAACUGGAAAGGAAUGAUUGUGACGAGUUUGUUUUUAUUAAUUUUAGUGUUGAUUAAUAUCAUUUGAUUUUUCUCGGGUUUGAGGAGUUGUGUGUUCUGUGUGGUUGUUGUUUGAGUCUGGAGAGGAGGAGGAGGAGGAUGAAGGGGAAAGAGAGAGAAGUUCUGUUUUUCCAUUUUAUUCCAUAAAGUAGCUGUAAGCCGAAGGAGGGCUCAUGCUCACGUUAGUCUGUUCAUGUUUGCACACGUGCGUGCGUGCAUGUGUGUUUGUAAGAUAUGAGAUCAGAUUUGUAGCAGGCCCCCCCCCCGUGCUCACGCUGAUCUGGGACGGACGGUGUCUAUUGAUCAGUCUGACAUGUCGAAUUCAGGUCACAGUUGAAGUGAAAAGGACCCAUUUUGAAAAUAGGUGUAAAUGCAGGCAGGAGGCUAUACAUAUAUACAUAAAUAUAUAUAUAUAUACAUAUAUAUAUAUAUAUAUAUAAUAUGCAUAUGUAUGUGUGUAUAUAUAAAUGUACUGCUACACGAAGAACACAGAGGCGAUUUGAAAGGUUGUGAUUCAGGACUGGUGGAUUCUCUCUCGUUUUUCUUUGCGUUUGUGUUCUUCCUCUGAUGUUCUCUUGGUCGCAACAGCACGGACAGCGAGAGGGAGACGGAGGGAGAAGGUGGUCACGGGACACUGAUGCCUUGCUGACACUCACAGGGAUCUCCUCCUCCUCCUUCUCUGCCUCACGCUCUCCCUGCUUUCCUCUUCCUCUCCUUCUCCUGUUGUGUUUCUCCUCCAGACAGCUCCUCCUCUCUGUGCUGCUAAUCACCAUGACAACUGGUCCGGAUUGCUGCUAAAGAUCCAACACAGAUCAAUAAAAAAAUAAAAAGAAAUAGAAACAGAAAUUUAAAAAAACUUUUUAACCCUUCUGCUUAAGAGAAAAGGAUAAAGUAAGAACCACUGCAUCUCAAUGUAUUUAUUACUAUUUAACAAGAAAAAAACAAACUGAAAGUAACCCUUUUUUCUGCUCUUCUUUGUUUGGUUGCCUUCUUUCUGCAGGUGAGCUCUGAUUGGCUAUUGUAACAGUGACAGUAACUGGUGACAUGGGAAUGCCACUGGUUGUGGGGCUGGGUGGAGGGUAAGGGUUGGGGCAAAAUAAAGUUGGAUAUAUAAUAAGAAUAAAGAGUAUACUUUUGCACACCAAA
Pelmatolapia mariae (spotted tilapia) is the source of this 5551-nucleotide messenger RNA. RefSeq names its product dual-specificity tyrosine-(Y)-phosphorylation regulated kinase 1B (gene dyrk1b). Bases 1943 to 4168 code for a protein of 741 amino acids. Gene Ontology annotation, cellular component: nucleus. Lineage: Eukaryota; Metazoa; Chordata; Actinopteri; Cichliformes; Cichlidae. The transcript has 13 exons. Gene Ontology annotation, biological process: protein autophosphorylation; peptidyl-serine phosphorylation; peptidyl-threonine phosphorylation. Gene Ontology annotation, molecular function: transcription coactivator activity; ATP binding; protein serine/threonine/tyrosine kinase activity. The record is from RefSeq and is a predicted model, not a curated record.